Strongylus vulgaris is the source of this 519-nucleotide messenger RNA. NCBI's taxonomy places the organism in Eukaryota, Metazoa, Nematoda, Chromadorea, Rhabditida, Strongylidae. The record is from the annotation of a GenBank genome assembly.
AUGGAUUUGGCUGCUAGGGUAAAACUGAUCUGCGGUAUUUUCCUCAGCAUUUCCAUAGUCUCAACAGUUUUAGCAUGUGCUUUGUGGGACUUCCAACAACAGACGCCUAUCAACAAUGCGUUAUAUAUAACAUGUGCUCUGUGGGACUUCCAACAACAGACACCUAUCAACAAUGCGCUUUAUAUAAGUGGCCUUUUAAUAGCUUUCAUGCUGAACUGUGGCAUAGCUUAUUGCCUCCUGGCCGGUACCGUACAGCAUAGAUCAUCUCUGUUUUUCCCAUACAUUGUGUGUUCAUCCAUCUAUACUGCUGUCAGCACGUUUGGCGCUGGCUUCUUUCUCGGCUCGACGAUCUACUCGGUUUCGGCUAAAAUGAGGGCAGAUCAUAUAUAUCUACUCGUUAUAUUUCUUGCGCUACUUAGCUUCUGGUACUGGAGUUUGAGAACCGUGAGGACAUAUCGUAAUUAUGUGAGGAAAAUCUCCGGCGAGCAUGUCAUCUUUACCAAUCCUGAAUUUGUUUGA